Messenger RNA from Rubroshorea leprosula, 486 nucleotides. Lineage: Eukaryota; Viridiplantae; Streptophyta; Magnoliopsida; Malvales; Dipterocarpaceae. The record is from the annotation of a GenBank genome assembly.
UAAUAAGCAAUAAAGACAUAAACCUAAUAGGAAAGAAAAAUCAGCCGAGCGAGGGGAAGAGAAGCCUCUCACCUUCAUGCCAUGUGUGCCACAUGGACAGACAAAAAUGCACUACCUGCCUUCUCAAACCGGAGCUUCACAAAGUAUGGUUUUUCUUGUACCAUAUGAAGUUCAGAAAUAAAUUAAAAAGGUGCUCUAGCAAUAGGACCAAAACUAUAUAAUUAACCAUACUUACAAACUUCGUCAGAUGAUGUUCAGGAACUCAGCCACUAGCUGUUAAACAGAGACAAACUUUAGCAAGAAUGAUUUAGCUGAUGACCCCUUCUUUUGAGCGCAAGAUUUGUUAAGUCCAUGCUAUACUUAGAAUAUAUUUAAAUUCACAUGUGAACUCUCAGCAAAGAACAUAAGAGGAUAUCAAGAUUGAAGAAGUAGAUGACAUACCCGCGUGCUUGACAAAAAAAGAAAUUAUAAAAGGUGAACAACUGA